CGUGGGCUAUUCUGUUGUUUACAGGGGAGAUAUCUUCUUACAUAUUCGGCGUAUGGAGGAACGUCCUCCCUUAGUCCGCAUCGGCCGGUCGCCAUACUGUAUGGCCGCAAGCGUCCCUCUUAUUUCUUAGAGAGAUGUCAGAAGGAAAAUCUAACCCCCGGAGGUGUUCCGCCUGACCCGUACUGCUCAGCGUGCUCCUUUUCUUUGCAUUUCUCAUCCUCGUCGCCUAGGUUAGCUUUUCCUUUUGACCUCUGGAAUUCCCAGACCCACCCAAGACAGACUGUGACCUGUUAGAACCCAGCAAGGGAGCGGCGCAAUAGACCCAAGAUGGCGGAGGAAGCGCCAGGAUUCCGCCAACCGAUCAAGAGCAUAGCGGUCAUCAAGGGGAAACCAGCCAAGUUUGAGGCCAUAGUGACAGGCAACCCCGAACCAGACGUCUCAUGGUACCUAAACGGAAAGGAGGUGGCUCACACAGACAAAACUCAAAUCUCGCGAGAAGAGGGCGGGCGCGCAAGUCUCGUGCUGACGUCAGUGACCGACGAUGGCGGGAAUGUCGCCUGCACGGCGAGGAACGCUGAGGGCUCGGCCUCCAGCACUGCCAAGCUUGUUGUUAGAGAACCUCCUGACUUCGUCCAGAGACUAAAGAGUCAGCGGGUGAAGGAAGGUUCCCGUGUGGAGAUGGUGGUGAGGUUCAGGGGCACGCCCAUGCCGAAGAUCAGGUGGUACAGAGAGAGGGCGGAGCUCCAGAGCACGGAGGACUUCAGGAUCGUGACAGAAGGCGACACCAGUCGACUCAUCAUUGAGGAGGUUUAUGAGGACGACUCUGGGAAAUUCAGCGCCACGGCUACAAACGUGGUGGGGAGGGUCAUUUCUGCUGCACACCUCAUGGUGACAGAUACGACUCCCCCUGCGACUCCAACGGGACGUCUGAGUACUCCAGGCAAGCUGACUCCAGGAGCCUCCCCGGGACUCGCGCCUUCCCCCGCCGGAGCUGCGGCGGCUCCCGUGACUCCAAUGACGGGAGCGCCAGUGGCCAAGGACGCGGCAGUCGUGAAGCCUCUAGCGGUCAAACCUGCAGAUGAAGCAGCCCCUGUAGCUGUUAAAGCAGGAGAGAAAAGACCUGCAGAAGCUAAGGCUGGAGAAAUACCAGCUGCCAAAAAGGUAGCAUCAAAGGAUGACGAACAGAAACCUGUUCCAAUGGAAGUGGACCAAGCGGCCGGAAAAGCCGCAGGGGAAGCCGUGACACCGAGGGUUGCAGGGGACGGCCAAGAGGAGGUUAGACCUGCCGCCGAGGGUACAGAUAAAGAAGCUAAAGCAUUCCCAAGUCCUCUGGGAGUAAAACCGAGUGACGUAGACGACACGUCAGUGACCCUAAAGUGGACCCCCGUGACGGGCGCCACGGACUACAGAAUUGCGGUGACCCCGCCCGAUGGUAAGGUCGUUGACCCGGUGGGAGGACCGUCCGUGUGGGAGAGGACAGUGGACGGCCUCCGUCCUGGACAGGAGUACGUCUUCACCGUGACCGCCAUCGGGCCGGAGGGACAGAGCAAUCCUUCUAAGCCAGUGAAAAUAAGCACAGCGGGUGCAGCUGGAAAGGCCAAGGUGAUCUCUCCACCGACCGGGAAGAAAAAACAAGUUAGCGCGGAGGGUGGGAAAUUGAAGCGGGAGGGAAGUGGCGACGACACCGUCACAUCUCCGAGUCAGCUCCGCCGACAAGGUGAUCUGAUCACGUCUCCCAGUCAGUUACGGAGACAAGGCACCGAUGACUCGGCCUCCGUGAGUUCAUUCCACACGGCAACGGGAGAGGAGGUCAUGUCCAUCAGCUCGUACGCUACAGCAGAAGCCGGCACCCUGGAAGGAUCUCCUAGCGUUCAGGUUCCUCAGCCGAAGCUAUUCAUGUCGGGCUUGCUGUCUGGGAUUCCCGGUGCCUUCUCUAGUCUACAUGCUGGCCAGGCCGGUCUGGCUUUAAACCAACAACAAACGCAGAUGGCAUCAGAAGUGUCUACAAUAGAGGAGAUGUCGGAGGGAGAAGAGGACGAGUUGGCAGGGGCACCGGAGUUCAACAGGGGCCUAGAGAGCUGCCAGGUCGCCAGAGGAGAGUCCGUCAGAUUCGAGUGCGAAAUCUCUGGAUCCCCGCCUCCUACCAUCAUAUGGCUCAAGGAUGGGAAAGAGAUUGACGAAGAUAACCAACACUUUGCCAAGUAUGGUGAUGACGGUAGUUUUGCGCUGGUCAUCACUAACGUCACCGAUGCCGACUCGGGUGCGUACAGUUGCCAAGCAACAAGCAAGAAGGGACAGGCAACUAGUACCGCGGAACUCACCGUCAAACCACAUGCAAUUGGUGGAGAGGAAACGAGAGGUGAGAAAAUCGCGCCGAUAUUCGCGGCCAAACUGACGGAUGUCAAGGUGUCAGAGGGAGCAGAUGCCCGAUUCGACUGCGUGGUCGCAGGGACUCCUGGGAUUGAAAUCACGUGGCUUAAAGAUGGCGUCCCUGUGGGCAACGGCGGCAAUCGGAUGCUGACGUUUAGGGGGGACGGCAGUUGUUCCCUGGACGUCAGGAACGUCACCUGUGAUGACGGCGGCGUGUACGAGGUGCAGGCGGCUAACAUCGCAGGGACGGCAAAGUGUUCGGCUGUGCUGGUUGUACCACAACUGGAACAAAAGAACUCUGUCCAUACACAUAAGCCAGCCUCGCAACCAGUGUCAUUAGCCACAAUACAGGAGGAGGUCAAAGUUCAAGAUUUAAAGCCACCAACAGAAAUCAAUACCACGUACGUGAGUGAUUCCGCCAUCACGGUGUCAUGGAAACCUGUUGCCGGGGCAACCGAUUAUAACGUCAUAGUCAGUCCGGCAGACGGUGUGGUAAGAGCCUCCGACGACGGACCGACAUUUCCCCAGAGAAGAGUCGAAGGGCUCAGGAGUGGGACCGAGUACACGUUUACUGUCGUGGCCACCCGGAAAAACGGCCAUGCUGUUGCCGGUGUGCCGCUGACCCAGACCACCAGAGAGCUCCCUACACCCGGUGCUCUACGUUCCGAAUCGGUGACAGACACCGGGAUGACGCUGGCCUGGUUGCCGACGCCCGGCGCUACCGACUAUGAGGUUAGCAUCAGCCCUCCUGGUGGAGACGUCCACCCGCCAAGCGGAGCUCCCACCGAGCCCCAGCGGGUCAUCAGUGGGCUGGAGCCCGCCAAGGAAUAUGAGGUCACCGUCACCGCCAAGAUCGGCGACAAACGCAGUGCGCAGUGCGAGCCGUUUAAGGUUACCACUAAACCUCUUGGAACGCCUGCGGGAUUCAAUGCCAACAAGAUCACAGACAACAGCAUGUUCGUCUCGUGGACGCCUGUAAACGGUGCCACUGACUACGAAGUCAGACUGGACCCACCGGCCGGCGACGUGAAACUGACGGAGAAAGGCUCGACUGUCCCCGAAAGGCAGCUGACCGGGCUGUCCGGUGGGAUUGAGUACCGCAUCAGUGUGGGCGCCAAGAACCAGAAGGGCGAUGUGGUGUGGGCGGAACCUUUCUCAGUUGACACAAAAGACCUUCCCACUCCAAGCGGAACAGAUGUGUCGGGUCUAACGGAUAAUGAGAUGACGGUAGCCUGGAAGCCCGUCCCCGGAGCCACAGACUACAUCCUCAAGGUCCAGCCGCAGGUCGGCGAGGUCCAGGUGCCACCGGAGGGUCCGGGAGAGGCCAGGCGGCACCUGACGGGACUGUUACCGAAUGUAGACUACACUGUCGUGGUGGAGGCAAAGGGUGACAAGCGGAAGAGGAGUGCACCUUGCGCACCAAUUAAAGUAAAGACAAAGGCCCUGUGCAGCCCUUCGGACAUCAAGCCCAGCAGUGUGACGGCCAGUACGGCGAUGUUAGAAUGGGAGAUGGUGCCAGGCGCCACCGACUACAAAGUGCACAUGGAGCCGUCGGACGGACAGGUGACCAAACCUAAGAAAGGUGGACAUCUUCCUCAGCGCGAGGUCACGAACCUGACCCCCGGGAGGGAGUACGUCUUCAAGAUCACCGCCGUCAGCCCCGCUGGGAAUAGUGCACCGUCUCAGGAGAUCAAGAUCAAUACUCCAGGCAUUGCGGGCCCGUCUGACCUUAAAGUACCAACCGUAACGAACACGGAAGCCACACUGUCCUGGGCUCCUGUCCCCGGAGCUAAGGAUUACAAGCUUCGGACACAGCCAAAACACGGAGACGUGGCCACGCCCACGGGUGACGCAACUUCCGCUCAGAGAACAAUAUCCGGUUUACAGCCGGGAACCAAUUACAGCGUGUACGUUAGCGCCGUGACAGACCGAGGCGUUGGAGCGGAGUCCCAGCCCGUCCAGAUCAAGACCAAGGCUUUGCCUUGUCCUUGCUCCCUCAAUGCUUCGGAGGCGACUGACUCGGAGUUUAAAGUGGCAUGGCUUCCCGUAGAGGGAGCGGAGAACUACGUAGUAACGAUAGAUCCACCCGGCGGCCAAGUGUCUGAAGUGACGGGCGACCCGUCCAGCCCGGCCCGCGUUAUCAGCGGACUGGAGGCCGGCAAGGAAUAUCGGGUAUCCGUCACAGCUACUGGCAAGAAAGGAGAUAGUGCUCCCUGUGAACCAUUCAGCGUGAAAACGAAAGUUCUUUGCGCCCCGGCCGGUAUUUCCGCUACCGCCAUCACGGCCUCAAGCUUUGAAGUGACCUGGACGCCUGUCCGAGGUGCGUCCGAGUAUGACGUCAGAAUGAAUCCGGAUUCCGGAAAAAUCGAGGUCCCGAGUGACGGCCCUUCAGCACCAAGGAGAAGUAUCACUGGACUGAGCGCCGGAAUCGAGUACCAAAUCACAGUUGUGGCAAAGAAGGAAAGUGGAGCCGCACAACCAAGCGAACCGUUCAUGGUGAAAACGCGAACUAUACAAUCUCCAAAAGCCCUGAAUGCCCCAUGGGUAACUGACUCAGACCUUACCCUUACUUGGGAGAAAGUUCGCGGGGCGACUGAUUACUCCGUCCGGCUGCAGCCACCAGCAGGGGAGGUUACCGAGACGGAGAGAGGUCCAGCGGCGCCCGAGAGGCGUGUGACGGGCCUCCUACCGGGAACCGAGUACAAAAUCUCAGUGGAGGCCGUCGGCUCGGAAGGACACAGCUCCCCGAGUCACAUCAAAAUUGCAACAAAACCACUAAGAGCGCCGUUCGACCUGGCGGCGACGUCGAUCACCGACCGGACGCUGCUGGUGUCUUGGCCGGCCGUCCCGGGUGCCACCGACUACAGGGUCACGAUGGACCCGCCCGACGGAGAGGUGACGGUAGCCAGGAAUGCUAUCGCGGAGUCCAAGCGGGAAAUCAAGGGACUGCAGCCUGGCAAAGAGUACCAAAUCACCGUGCUGGCGCUCAGUCCUGUGGGUUCCAGCGCACCUUCCGAGUCGUUCGUUGUCAAGACGAGAGCUCUAGCGGCUCCGUCUGCCAUCUCUACCGCCACGGUAACGGAUAACAGUGCAGGCCUGAAGUGGACCGCAGUCCCCGGCGCCACAGACUACACAGUCACGGUGGAACCCGCCGGUGGGGAGGUGUGGGAGACCCAGGCGGGCCCUGGCGACCCCGAGCGGGUCAUCACGGGACUGCAGUCCGGGACAGAGUACGAGAUUACCGUGUCGGCCACAGGUCCUGACGGAACUAGCGCACCGAGUGAAAGGAUAAAGAUAAAGACAGAAGCCUUAGCCGCCCCGUCGGAAGUAAAGCAAGCCACGGUGGCUAACGAGGAGAUUGUCCUGAAGUGGAAGCCGGUCGCCGGCGCCACGGACUAUGAGCUGACCGUGGAACCCCCGGCAGGGGACAUCGUGGCCAUGAAGGGUGACCGUGCCCGGCCCAUGCGCCGUCUGACCGGCCUGACUCCCGGAACCGAGUACAAGAUCGUCGUGGUGGCCAAAGACGCAAAGGGCAACACAAGGAAGUCCGAUACCAUCUCGGCAACAACUCUAAACAUUCCAAAGGCCGAGGGCCUCCGAGCCUACGACAUUACCGACACAACAGUUUAUCUACAAUGGUCUGCCAUCUCCGGGUCCAAGGACUACACCAUCAACCUCAGACCGUCCGCCAUCGCCUCGGUUAGCGCCCCGGAGAAUGACAUGACGAAGCCCGAGCGGCUGGUGCAGGGACUGCAGCCUUCCACGGAGUACAACAUCUCAGUGUCGGCCAUCACCGCUGACGGCCGCGGACCACCAUGCAACCCAGUCACCAUUGUGACCAAAGGUAUGUACCAACAAUUCUAA
Branchiostoma floridae (Florida lancelet) is the source of this 6234-nucleotide messenger RNA. RefSeq names its product fibronectin-like. Gene Ontology annotation, molecular function: protein binding. The record is from RefSeq and is a predicted model, not a curated record. The coding region runs from base 328 to 6234 and encodes 1968 amino acids. The transcript is spliced from 25 exons. NCBI's taxonomy places the organism in Eukaryota, Metazoa, Chordata, Leptocardii, Amphioxiformes, Branchiostomatidae.